Molecule: messenger RNA, 1708 nt
Organism: Salvia miltiorrhiza (redroot sage)
Lineage: Eukaryota; Viridiplantae; Streptophyta; Magnoliopsida; Lamiales; Lamiaceae
Exons: 11
Coding region: 214-1416 (400 amino acids)
Source: RefSeq, a predicted model, not a curated record
AAAAAAGAAGAUGACAGAAACAAAGGCAAAUUUCGGUUCACGGGUCUCUAAUGGAUUAACCACUAACCAACAAUCUCCCUCUCCCUUUUACAGAUCCCAAACAAUUCUCUCUUCAAAUCAUUAAUAUUUUCUUUCUCUCUCAUUCACACACACACACACACCAUCUGUAUAUGCAUGCGUAUUGCUGAGAUUUAGAGAGAGAGGUUUUAAAAGAUGAUGAUGAUGUUGCAUUUGCAGAUUUUGUUGGUUUCAAGCUGUUUGUGGGUGUGCAGUUUUGUUGAAAUUGAAGCAGCUACUCCAACUGUGAAACUUGGGAACAUUUCACAAGUAGAAGAUGCAGCUUAUUUUAGGAUUUAUUAUGGACAGACAUUCAAAGUCAUCAAGAAUGGCUUUGAUGGCAAGAGUUAUCUUCUCAUUCAGAAUAAUUCAAAGAUGGCGACUAGAACAAAAUACUGCACGUCAAGGAUAAAAUCAUUUGUGGUUCCAUUAGCCAACUACUCCAUAGACGCCGAUUUUUUCCCAGUAUCAUUUUUUGAGCUUCUAGGAUUAGUGGGGAGUUUGAAGGGUGCUACCUCAGAUAAUGUGGUGUCUGAAUGUGUGCUCAAAGUGUAUAAUGAGGGACAAGUGCAGCUGAUGAACAGAAGCAGCGCGCAGCAGUUUGCAGCUCAUUUCAUUGUCGAUACAAAUCAGCCGCAAUCCUGCAACUUCGCCACUUUUCUCUCUGCCGGUGAAGACGCUCCUCUUCAGAGAGCUGAGUGGAUCAAGUAUUUGGGAGUAUUUGCAAAUCUUGAAACCAGAGCCAACCAAGUCUAUGAUACAAUCAAGAAGAACUACAUGUGCUUAAGUAAAGCGGCAACUACUAAGAAAGCAGAGUUCAAACCUAUAGUGGCUUGGAUGCAGUACGAUAAUGAUGGCGUUUGGUCUUUCACGGAAGAGGCCAUAAAGCUAAAGUACGUGGAGGAUGCAGGCGGCGAAAAUAUUGACGAGUCCAUCAACAAAGCCACCUACAACAUCUCCACACCAGAUGGACUAGAGGCAUUCCAUGCCAUUCUCUGCACCGUUGAUGUGGUGAUUGAUGAGACGUACGCCUCCGAUCCAACGGCCUACACAGCCUCCACGUUUCUUCAGAAUCUCAACAUCCAAGAUCAAUCUUGCUUCGCCUUCAUCUCCACUCAAAGCCUCUGGAGGUACGACAAACGACUUCGUAACUCCACACUUCUUGAUUGGUACGACGGAGCAAUUUCGCAGCCUCAGCUAGUUCUUGCGGAUCUGAUUGAAGCAAUAUAUCCAUCCAACUACACCACCACUUAUUUUAGAAAUCUAGCCAAGGGAGAAGGAGUGAUAAGCAUUGGCCCAGAAAUGUGCGAGAGGGAUACCUCACUUCCCAUGGAACCUUCAACUCUAACUUGCCAAUGACACUCUCAUCCAAUCACAUAAUUUCUUCUCUAUCGCCCAUUUUCCUACAUAUUAGCUCUUAUAAUUCCUCGCUUACGGCUAUACUAUAAUAACUUUAAUUUCCAAAUGGGUUCAGACUCUCACUAGAAGACCUGGUUACGUUCCAGUGUCAGAAUCUUAGGAUAUCGGCAUGUUUUGUAAUUCGCAAAAGGGGGAGUAUUUAAUGUUUUGCAAUAAUACAAUAAGGAAAAAAGUUUAGAUAUUGUAGUAAUAUUUGACUUAUUUCUCAAUAAUAUCACCAUUUUUUAUUUAU